GAGCGGCGGCGGCGGGCGGGCGGCGAGCAGCGCGCCGCCGGCUCGGCGGGCCGCGGGCAGCGGGCGCUCCGCCCUCGGUGCGCGGGGCCUCCCCUCUCCGCGCCCGCGGAGCGCCGGCGCCCGCCUAUAUCUACGGCCGCGGCGGCCCGCCGCCCGCAAGGAUGUGAGGCGGGCGGGCAGCCCAGCCGCCGCCGCCGCCGCCGCCGUGGCAUGCCCCCCCGCGCCCGGAGCCGUCGGCGCGGCGCCUAGCCGCGGCUCCGCGGGGCGAUGCUGCCCUGGAAGCGGAGCAAGGUGGAGCUGGUGGCGGGCGAGGCGCGGCGGCAGAGCAAGCCCAAGGGGUACGCGGUGAGCGUGCACUACUCGGCGCUCACCUCGCUGGCCCGCGCCUGCCCCGAGAGCGCCCUGCACCGCGUGGGCAGCAUGUUCCGCUCCAAGCGGCGGAAAUUCCGCGUGACCAGCGAGGACCCCACGUACACCGUGCUCUACCUGGGCAACGCCACCACCAUCCAGUCCAAGGGCGAGGGCUGCACCGACCUGGCCGUCUGCAAGAUCUGGAGCAAGAGCGAGGCGGGCCGCCAGGGCACCAAGAUGAAGCUGACCAUCAGCGCGCAGGGCAUCCGCAUGGCCCACGCCGAGGACAAGGGGCUGCGCCGGCCCGGCCACCUCUACCUGCUGCACCGGGUCACCUACUGCGUGGCCGACCCGCGCCUGCCGCGCGUCUUCGCCUGGAUCUACCGCCACGAGCUGAAGCACAAGGCGGUGAUGCUGCGCUGCCACGCCGUGCUGGUCUCCAAGCCCGAGAAGGCGAAGGCCAUGGCCCUGCUGCUCUACCAGACCUCGGCCACGGCGCUGGCCGAGUUCCGCCGGCUGAAGAAGCGGGACGACGCGCGGCACCAGCAGCAGCAGCUGGUGGGCGAGCAGAGCAUCCCGCUGGUGCCGCUGCGCAAGCUGCUUAACGGGCAGUGCUGCUACAAGCCGCCGGUGGAGCGGAGCCGCAGCGCGCCCAAGCUGGGCUCCAUCACGGAGGACCUGCUGGGCGAGGAGCAGGAGGAGCGGGCCAUGCACUGCGACUGCGAGGACAUCCUGGAGGCGCUGGGCGAGCCCGAGAGCGAGCUGCUGCGCGCCGGCGCCGGCCGCGGCGAGGGCGCGGAGCUGGGCCAGCUCCUCCGCGACCUGGGCGAGCUCAGCCUGGGCAACGACCUGCGCUCGCUGCGCGCCGACCUCCGCGUCCGCCGGCUGCUCUCCGGCGAGAGCACGGGCAGCGAGUCCUCCCUGGAGAGCAACGGCCCGGACGGCGCCGCCCCGCCCUGCAACGGCGCCGAGCAGCCGCCCCCCGGCGACCCCGAGACCGGCUGAGCGCUCGGCCGCGCCGGGGCUGCGCGGUCCCUUCCGGGCGUGCGCGGCGCCGCCGGGGCGCGCCGGGGCCCCUCCGGCCCCUCCGGGAGUGCGCGGCCCCGCCGGGCCCCCCCCGGGCGCCCUGGUUCCCUGCGGCACCCCCGCGAGCCGCGGCAUCCCGGGGAGCGGCCGCCCCCCCCCCCCGCCCGGUGCCGGUGCCGGUGGCCGCCGGAGCCGGGCCCCAGCCCGCCGCGGCCCGAGUUGGGGAGGCGGCCGCGGGCUGUUUAGCUCCGGCUCAGCCCUUGAAGAUCUGCCAAAUUCCUGGAAUAGCUUUCCCCGGGGAGGGCGGCGGGAGGGAGGUGUUGCGCCUUGUUUACAGUCAGAAAUCUCACAUCCGAGAGGGCCCCCCCCCCCGCCAGUUUCUCCAUUAAAGUCACUCCAUCGUGCUGUCGUGUCCGAGAGGUUUGCACUGUUGUGAAUUUUUUUUUUAUUAUUAUUAUUUUUAAGUUAGACCCUUUUUUUGGGCCCCGGUCCUGUCCCCGGUCUCAAUGCUCUAGAUCUUUUGCUGUGCAAAAGAAGACUCUACUUGUGGCUGUUCACCUGUACAUAGGGAAAUGUAUGCAAAUACAUUUUGUUAUUUUUAAGAACACCACCAUUGCGAUCUCCUCUGUUUGCACAUACGUGAAGAAAAUAAAGAUGACAGUAAUUUAAAAGAAA
Messenger RNA from Harpia harpyja (harpy eagle), 2052 nucleotides. RefSeq names its product family with sequence similarity 43 member A (gene FAM43A). The transcript has a single exon. NCBI's taxonomy places the organism in Eukaryota, Metazoa, Chordata, Aves, Accipitriformes, Accipitridae. The record is from RefSeq and is a predicted model, not a curated record. The coding region runs from base 268 to 1356 and encodes 362 amino acids.